Messenger RNA from Calliphora vicina (urban bluebottle blowfly), 3543 nucleotides. Its product is annotated as coiled-coil domain-containing protein CG32809. Lineage: Eukaryota; Metazoa; Arthropoda; Insecta; Diptera; Calliphoridae. The transcript has 19 exons. The record is from RefSeq and is a predicted model, not a curated record. The coding region runs from base 53 to 3472 and encodes 1139 amino acids. Gene Ontology annotation, cellular component: cytoplasm.
UAAAAACAAAAUUGUCCCAGUGUUUAGGCUUUAGCCUGGUCUCUUCGUUAAAAUGUUAAUACGUUGGAAAAGCAAAGAUAAAAGUUCACCGAACCCUACAAAUACCAGUGGUGGCGGUAGUGGCAGUAGCAGCAGUAGCUCCAAAAAGAAGCGCAAAGGACGCGAAGGCGAUGAAAACUGGCAGAAUGAUAUGAAAUCUAGUCAUAUGCAGAGCAAUGAACAAGGCGAAGAACGGAGACGUGGUAUGCGAAGAGAGGAUCCGCGUAGACAUACGCUAGGUGGUGAUAUGCUCGCCUACACCAAUCAACAGAAUUUGCAGCAGCAGUCACAAAAGGCAUUGGAUUUGGAAAUGGGAACUCGAGCUCAAAAAAACAAGAAGAUGCAACCGAAUCGUGGUUAUGUGCCAAUUAAUCAAGGACCGCUGUUCGAUGAUGAUCCGGGUAUUAUGUCGGAGGUGGAGACAGCCAGUACGGGUUUUAGACGUGGUGGUAAGCAACGUUCUUCGUUACCCGUUGUGCGUACACCCUCGAAAACCUUAGAAAGACCUCUAGGUUUGGUUUUCUUGCAAUAUCGUUCGGAGACAAAGAGAGCUCUAUUGCCAAAUGAAAUUACUUCGAUUGACACUGUACGAGCUCUAUUUGUACGUUCGUUUCCUCGCCAGUUAACCAUGGCUUACCUAGAGGGCCCCAAUGUAAAAAUUUACAUACAUGAUGCCAGCAAGGACAUGUUCUACGAACUGGAAGAUGUACGCUCCCACUUAAGGGAAAUACGAGACCGUUCUGUUUUGCGACUUUUCGAAUCUACUGAAGUCGCAGCACCACCUCAGAUACUACCAGGAGGUCCCGGUAUACCGCAGCCAUUGCCACAAACCACUUCUCAGCACUGGGAUCAAGAUCAAAGUUACUUCAGUGAACCGGAAUUCGAUUCUGAUUAUAAAAAUCAACACAUUCACAAGUCUAAGAUUGGCAAACAACAAGCCCCUUAUUAUGUGGGAGGCUCCCAGACAUUGCCGCGUGGGAUGUAUACCGAUCGCAAUAAGAUGCCAAUGGAUGGUUACACCAGUUCGCCAGAACGUUCGACCCGUGGAAGUUAUGAAGAACCCUAUUACAGUCAAUAUGGUACCAGGGGACAGGUGAUAGCUCCCAUAAUAGAUGAAGAACAAGCAGAUGUAGCCAUGUCUGAAGAUCAGUAUGCUUUGUAUGGCAUGAAAAUGGGUCCCGGUCGAAUGCCUCGAACCAAUCAAUUGUAUGAUCCUACUAGACCGGAAGAUCUACAUCGCAUACGUGUAGAACAUAUGGAACGUCAGCUGGCUAAUUUAACUGGUUUAGUGCAAAAGGCUUUGGUAAAUCAGAAUCCACAAAUCGCUCCCAUACCAGUGCCAACAUUGGAUCCCAAUUAUUUGGUAGUGCCCACACAAUGUCAUGUAAACGGUUCUGGAGAAGAUCUUUAUGUUAGAGAAAAGGCUCCCAAAUUGGGCAAAAAUGCCUGUCAAAAAUCGGUAUCCUUCGAAAAAAGUGUCUCCUUUAGUGACGAUAUACAGGGUAUACCAAAAUCGCAUAGUCCUCAACAUGCCGCUGAUACAAAACCCACAAAACCAGCCAUCAAAUCCUCCACUUUGCCAAGAACCUCUUCACAAGAACGUGAUCGCCUUAAACCACCACCACCUCCCAAACCUAUGGUUUUGGCCCAAACAGCUCAUAACAAUUAUAGAGCCGACAUUGCUUUGGCUCCCGAAGUCUACAACCACCUUAGAGGUCUACAGAAAAAAGCCAAAGAUCUGCGUACCGAAGUGCGCACACUACGGCGUCUUUCGCAAGCCCAAGCUGUAGCAGUUCGAGAAGAUAUAAAAAGCACUUUUAUGCGCAUACGUGCCACUUUGUUAGCGAGUAGUGGCAGUAUUUGGGGUCACCAGGAUCAAGAUGCUACACGAAUAUCACGUGAGGAAGAAUUAUAUAAACAAGAAGUUAUUCGUUUAGAAAAAGAUCUAAGCGAUUUGGAGUCCUCUGUCGAAAGCCUAAGGGGAGAAGUAAUCAAUCGUAGGACAAGAGUGAAUAUGACUGCUGUAGAGGAUAUGGCUUUGGUGCUAAGUAGAGCCAGCAAAACUGUGGCCGAAUUAAAAAUGAAAUUUCCGGCAUUGUCCAAUGGAUUACGUUGUAUUUUGUCGAGCGAAAUGGAAAAAGUUGUGCGUGAAGAAAAGUUCCUAAAAGAAGAACCCGAUCGUUUGGAAUCGGCUUUAAGAAGAUGCAAAAAGCUGACAGGCACUUUGGUGACAUUAAAAAGGUUGGCCAGCGUACAAGAACAGCGAUUGCCGCCUACAGAGCCGCAAACAAAUGAAGAUCCUCCCCGUUCUGCUGAUGUAUCCGUGGCCGAUAAGCCAAUCCCACAACCCAGGAUGGGGACGUUCGCUGUCAGCGGGGGAGCCCCACCAGAAAACGCACUCGAUGCUCUGUUAGAUGAAUUGAAAACGUUUUCAAAGCCUCUAAUACAAAACAAUGAGAUAAGACCCGAUGAUUCCACUUCUGAUGAUAGUACCGCCAUGGUACAAAGCACUGUUACCACUCAAAUCUCCCAGGCACGUCUAUAUAAUCCACCUGAGGCCGGCACUCCACCCCUCUUAAUGGCCGGCAAUUGUGUCAGCGAAUUGCAACAACAAUUCAACAAUAUUGCAAUGAAUAAUCAAAAUAACACGGCCCCCAUGACAGUUCCCUUGAUAACGGCCUCCAACGUCUCCAGUCUGAGACGUCUGCACUCUAUGCCCACUCAAUGCGAAAGUGAUAUUGUACCAAUACCCAUAAUGCGAAAUAUUGCCAAGCCACCGGUACCGGAACGCAAUGCUGAAUUGAUCAUGAAGGUGGGCGGCAAACGCAUUCCCCCACCACCACCACCAAGGACUAGUUCUCGCAGUCCCCUAGCCAGCCCCACAAGUCCUAAUGUACCACAACCAAUGCCCACACUAAACGAAAACGAACCCAAGGACUCCUCCCAAAAUGUCGCCGUCGACAGUGGUGGUGAAAACUCUAGCGGCAACGAAUCUGGCAACGAUAAUGCGCAACGGCAGGUUGCUUUGGAAAUGCGUCAUCAAGAGCUGCUCAAAAAGCAGAAAAUGCUACAAGAACAGUAUCAGCGUUUACAACAAAUGAGCAAAAUGCCCUCAGUGGAUAUGUCAUCAAGUUCGGGCACAAACUUGGAUGCCAAUGGUCAACAAUCACUGAAGAAAAUGGGUAGCGAAUCAAAUAUACAGCAAAAACUCAAUCUAACAAUCAAUGCAAACGAUUCAUCUGGCAAUGCCCUCAAUAUCAACAAUAUAUCAUCUGCAUCAUCAACAUCCUCUAACGAACUGGUCAACAAUCGGAAUGCAAGUGAUAAAUUAGCGAAUGCAAAACUGAACAACGCCAAUGGUGGUGGUGGUGGCGGCGGUGCAACCACCAAUUCAACAACUACGAAACAGGUCUAUGAAACUGAAAUACUUUAACAUAAAGCAAAAUUAACCUGGAAUGAAACGGCCAUUGAUAUUUGAAAUCAUAAAUUGCACAUGCACACGAC